Molecule: messenger RNA, 898 nt
Organism: Coccomyxa subellipsoidea C-169
Lineage: Eukaryota; Viridiplantae; Chlorophyta; Trebouxiophyceae; Coccomyxaceae
Exons: 4
Cellular component (GO): membrane
Molecular function (GO): alpha-(1->3)-fucosyltransferase activity
Source: RefSeq, a predicted model, not a curated record
CCAUGCUGGCGACUUUCAUCACCACUGGCUGCGACACGAAUCCGGACAGCAAGACAGCGGAGCAGUACAGCGCGCGAAACCGAUUCGUGAAGGAGCUGACAGCGUUGGGGAUCACUUUCGACCACUAUGGGGGAUGCAAGUACGGGACGGACGCCAAUGCCACGCAGCUGCCGCCGCCGCACAAGGCCGGCACGCACUAUCACGGGCUGGAGGCACAGCGGCGAAAGGUGCAGCUGCUUAAGCAGUACAAGUUUGUGCUUGGGCUGGAGAACAUUGUGCAGGUGGACUAUGUCACAGAAAAGUUCUACCAGCUCUUUGCCACCGGGCGGGUGCCGGUGUAUCUGGGUGCGCCGAAUGCCGGCGCAUACGCGCCCCCGGGAAGCUUUGUCAAUGCCCUGGAAUAUUCCCCUCGCCAGCUGGCGCGCCUUCUCAGGCACCUGGACUCUGAUGACAGGGCCUACAACUCCUACUUCAGCUGGCAGCUGGGCUAUGACGACCCAAUCCUGCCGCAUUUUAGUCAUGUAUUAGGUGAUAAUUUGUUGUACGGGCGUAGAAGAGACGGGAUGGAAUGGGUGUGCAAACUUUGCCAGCUGUUCCAUAAGUACUAUGACUGGCCCAAAGAGCGCAGUAGCAAUGUUACCGUUAGCUGAGAGAGUUGGCAAUUUUGUGGCGUUGUUCAGUUUGUUUGGAUGACUGAUCUUGAGUGUUUUGUCACGUUGAUGUUGAAAAUUUGCUGGAUCUGUUACAGUGGGGCUUGGGCAAGAUUUUUCUAGAAGUUUCUCUGAUCACAACACUUUAUAACAGGUAUCGUCACAGUUUGGCUGCAGCGGUUGGCUUGCACUGAUACGUAUGGCUAUGAAUAGAAAUGUACAUGUAAGGCAAGAGUAGUCAUGACAUC